AUUUCACCUCUUGAUAUACACAAUCUAUAAACUUCUAUUUAAGCUACCAUUUAACUCUUGUUAUAACCAAGUUUUUAAAUAACAGUUGCAUUCAGUUUCGGUCGUUACAGAUAUCGCUAUACUGGUUGCUUUCGUCUCAGUGUGAAAUUUCUUUGAUAUUGUUUUGUCGCAGUCAUUUUUGAGAAUUCAGCAUGGGAUGCCUAGUGUCGACUCCGAAGGAUACGGGAGGAAAUAGAAGGAGACCGGGGAGUAUUGGAGAAGUUUCGGUUUAUGUUCCUGGUUUAAGGAUUCCGAAACCUGUUGAUUUUGCUCAGUCGCUCGGUGAUUAUUUGUCGAAGAAUAUAAUCGAGCGAUUGUCUGCUCUUAGAACGCGGAUAGUUGUAAUGGCUAGCCAGGAAGGUCCUACGAUUACAAGAACGAAAAGAAAAAGUGUUACUCAACAUGGUGGUUCGACGCUGGCUGAUCUUCUUCAGGCUCUUGAAGAUUACUUGCCAGUUCUCUUAGGAUUAGUUAAAGACGGAAGCCAUUUACAAUACAAAGUACAAUUUGUUUGGAUGAAUCAAGAGGACGAAAAAGAGGAAACAUGCAUGUCGAAUGCUUGGUACGAGGUGUUGUCGGUUUUGCAUUUGAUGGCAAUGCUAUUGCUCUCAAAGGCUAAUUUGUUGCUGCUUCCAAGAUCAUCUAGUGAUGGUCAUCAGCAAAAAGUAUCAGAUGAAAACCGACGAACUUCUAUUGAUAUCUUCUUGAAGGCUUCUGGAUAUCUGGAUUGUGCGGUCAAACACGUUCUUCCACAGCUACCUGCAGAACUCAGGAGAAACUUACCGGUUGACUUAGCAGAAGGAGUUCUUCGAGCACUGUCUUUACAGGCAUUAGGACAGGGUGUAGAUAUACAACUUGGAAUGGCAAUUGAUAGUGCUAAAGCAACUCUUGCAGUGAAGCGUAGACUUGCGUGCGAGAUGCUGAAAUGUUGGCAACAGGCACAGGAUAACAUUAUGAACCUUCCGCUGGCAAAUGGUUGGGGCGAAAAACAUCACCUUCUUGUGAAAUGGAAAUAUGUUGAAGCUAAGGCUGCAGCAUAUUAUUACCACGGUUUGAUUCUUGAUGAGGGGAAUACGGAGAAAUCUCACGGGAUGGCUGUAGCCGCUUUGCAAGCCGCGGAUGAAUACUUCAAAGAAAGCAAGAAGUUAUGCGAAGCAUUCAAUGCGGCUCCUCCAUUGUCAAGAAAUCCACCACUUUGGGGGACCAUGAAAUAUCUCUCUGAAAAAAUUCCUAAGGAUACUUCAAGCAAGGUGCGAAUAAACCGCGAUCUAUACACUCACGAAAGGAUUAUGGAAACAGCUCCAACAUUGCCUGAAUUUUCAUUGGCAUUGAAACCAGAUGAAUAUCAACCUCCACCAGUGGACUCUUCUUGGAGAACAGAGAACAUAAAAGUGACUCAAACUCAUUCUAAUCAUGUCAAUGGUGACAAAUGAUAAUAGGAGGAAUGUUUCUUCCAUUCUAGUUAAUAGGAAAAAUAAAUUAGUUUGUUUUUUUCUUUAUUCCAUUUUCUUCUUUUGUUGUACUUUAAUAUACUGAUUCUUUUCUCUUAAUACACAUAAUUGAAAGAUAAUUUGCAAUUAGAGAUUUUAUUGGUUAAACUUAAG
Molecule: messenger RNA, 1643 nt
Organism: Vicia villosa (hairy vetch)
Lineage: Eukaryota; Viridiplantae; Streptophyta; Magnoliopsida; Fabales; Fabaceae
Exons: 12
Coding region: 192-1472 (426 amino acids)
Source: RefSeq, a predicted model, not a curated record